This is a messenger RNA of Saccostrea cuccullata (small rock oyster), 808 nucleotides long. RefSeq lists its product as uncharacterized. The record is from RefSeq and is a predicted model, not a curated record. The annotation marks the transcript as partial. The transcript has 5 exons. NCBI's taxonomy places the organism in Eukaryota, Metazoa, Mollusca, Bivalvia, Ostreida, Ostreidae.
UGGAGGAUGUAAAAUCCCCAUAAGGGGAACAAACUUAGACAGCGUCAGUCAACCAGUUCUUAUUGUAUAUAAUCAGAGUGGAGGAAAACUUAAAACAGAGCAAUGUUCUGUUUCGAGCAGCACAGAAAUCCUUUGUAACUCUCCAAGUGGAUUCGAAACAGGCUCUGUUUUGAGAUUUGGUGUAGGAUUAGAUGGCACAACCAUGUACGAAGCUCACAGUACAUUCCCAAAUGCGAUGAUUAAUAUUGUUAACGAUCCUGUACCAACACGAGAGGUUGAUGAAAAACAGGAGUACAGGCCAGUCUUUCAAGUUGAGCUGCAAAUUGAGGGCCAGGAGUUCACCUCUGGAUGUGCAGAUUCUGACUUCAGAGUGGAGUUGAGGGGGGGCUCCAGUAGUUAUCCAUGUGUGAUAACUAGCCGAGGGAGAAACUUGAUUAAAUGCGAGCCGGAUAUUGGAUUUCCUGGCGUAGAUGAGGAAGUGGAUAUGAUGUUAUACAUAGGAGGACAUGAGUUCAACAUACAGAGAGUCACGUUAUACCAGUUUUGGAGCACCUGGCAGUUUAUACUAAUUGCUGUGGGUGGAUCCAUAUUUUUACUCCUUGUGAUUCUUCUUCCCAUCAUCCUUUGCUGCCUGUGUCGCAACAAGAAGGUGGAGACAAUAUCCAAUGAAAACGGUCUUUUGAUAAGAGACCAACCAGGGGACACGGUCACUCCUUUGGACGACUUGAAUAAUAUUAAUUUAGAAAUCGAUAACCAGAAUCAUCGGAGAGCCAGACCUAACAGUUACGAGGGAGUUCAACUUGAAAAG